Asterias rubens (European starfish) is the source of this 2339-nucleotide messenger RNA. RefSeq names its product stromelysin-3-like. NCBI's taxonomy places the organism in Eukaryota, Metazoa, Echinodermata, Asteroidea, Forcipulatida, Asteriidae. Gene Ontology annotation, molecular function: zinc ion binding; metalloendopeptidase activity. Gene Ontology annotation, cellular component: extracellular matrix. Gene Ontology annotation, biological process: proteolysis; collagen catabolic process; extracellular matrix organization. The record is from RefSeq and is a predicted model, not a curated record. Bases 137 to 2179 code for a protein of 680 amino acids. The transcript is spliced from 8 exons.
AUUACUGAAUCGAAGUUUUUCUAUAAAAGAGGCGAGUUUGCUUAGUUCGAUUCAGAAUCGAAACAGAUGCGUUGACUUUCAAGUCUGAAGAAGGACAGUUAUUUUAUAAUAAAGUUCACACUUUUACAACAGCAAUAUGAGGUUGUUGUCGCUUUAUGCGGUGAUAGCAGUGGCACUGAUGGUAUGCUGUCUGAUGCCGAGCGAUGGGCUCUCAAAGCCCGUCAAGAAGAAGCACGGAAAACGCGGUCAAGGGGCGCCGGGAGAUCGCCGCGAAGGCUCCCGUGGAGAGAGACGGAGGGGUCACGGUAAAGACCGACCGGAGGAAGAAGAGCCAGAGGAGACUACUCCAAGCAACGUUGACGAAGAAACCGACGUCGAUGGGGAAUUUGAAUCCGGGCCGCUUUUUGACUCCGAGCAAACCGAUACCGAACCCGGUGAGGGUCAAAAUUCCGAGGGCGGGGAAGAAGAAGAAGAAGAAAAACAUGGGAGAGGCAACGGUAAACCACACAAAAACAAUACUACGAGAGGGUGGCAGAAUAGAAGGGAGAACAUGCCGAUCAGACCUCAGUACAGACCGUCGAAUUCUAAGCCUAAAACGGGACCGCUUGAAUUGAGUGGUGUCAAGGUUGAUGUUAAAGAAAAAGAAGCUAUGCGAAAGGCAGUGGGUUACAUGUCAGCGUACGGCUACAUGCGCAAGAUGGACGACGACGACUUUAACACAGACAAAAUAUCCGCUAAGAAGAUGAAGAAGAGCAUCAAGAUGAUGCAGAAGUUCAUGGGUCUUAAAGAGACGGGCGAACUGGACGAGAUGACCAUGAUGAUGAUGGAAAAGCCGAGAUGCGGCGUGGCCGACAUGACACCGCCUUCAACGAAGGGUAACACCACCCGUAGUAACUACACGGGAGGCCCGCUGGAUUUCAGUCACUUUGGUCAGAGAUGGGACAAACUAGACAUCACAUUCAGAAUCUUAAACUAUCCCCGCACAAUGUCCGCCGAAGAGACCAGAGAGACACUUCUACGCGCCUUCAAAGUCUGGAGCGACAUCACCCCACUCACCUUCACGGAGAUCCACGGCGCACAAUACGCAGAUUUCUACCUGAAGUUUGGCUACGGAAACCACGGGGAUAGCUACCCGUUCGACGGGCCCGGUGGGGUACUUGCCCACGCGUUUCUGCCAAAGUCCAACUCUGGGGACAUCGAGGGUGAUGUGCACUUCGAUGACGAUGAGCCAUUUAGCUACGCAACUUAUGACGGCACAAAUCUGUUCCAGGUAGCCGCCCAUGAGAUUGGCCAUUCUCUCGGUAUGCAUCACUCGUCAGAUCCAUCUGCCCUCAUGGCACCAUUCUAUCCUGGCUACCAGCCCACGUUCGUUAUGCCGUAUGAUGACCUGUCUGGUAUCCAGUCUCUGUAUGGUUCCAAGCAAAACCCCCAGCCGUACCCAUUCCCUUACCCAAACCCACCCAUAAACGAACCCACCCAAGCACCAGUCCCUUCCACCACACGUGCCCCACCAGCCACUGUUCAGCCUAACCCGACCCAGUCCCCAACGCAGCCCCCAGCCCAGACCCCAACCACCCCCGUCUCAACCCCCACCGACCCGUGCCCUUCCAUCGUCUUCGACGCCACGACAUUCUGGCGGGGAGAACUCUUCUCAUUCACGGGCAACAAGUACGGCCGUAUUCGUGACUACACCAUCCUUUCAAGAGAAGGAGGGAGCAAUGCUCAAUAUUUCUUCCAGAACUUUCCCGGAGACAUCGACGCCGUUUAUGAGGACCCGGUUACCUACAAGCUCUUUAUGUUCAAAGGCUCCAACUACUACGUCUACAAUGGUUUGAUUCGAGAGAGCGGACCCACCCCCAUCACCAACAUUGACCCAUCGCUCCCUAGUAACAUAGACGCUGUAGUCACCUGGGCCGCGGACAAGAAGACGUACAUCUUCAAGGACGAGUUGGUGUGGAGGUAUGACGAGUUGACUCGCAGCGUGGACCCCGACUGGCCGUACCGAAUCGACGAGGUAUGGAGGGGCGUCCCGAACGGUGUGGCUGCAGCCUUCCACAACGAAGACUCACAUCUUACCUACUUCCUGGUUGGAAAAGACUACUACCGAUACGAUGACCUCUAUGCCGAGGUCGACGUGGGACCAAGAGAUUACACAGAGGACUACUUUGGGUGUUUCUAAACUCAUCAACUUUGAGUAUCAAUCAAUCCGUCUAGUAGAAUGAGCAGUUAUGUAAAACGGGUAGGACUACAUCGCUGCUAAGUGGAAAUUAUAAUUUGUUUAAACCGUUUGAUUCUUUUCAUCGUAGUUGUGGAUGUAUAAUAAAACUUACACGUAGAAA